This is a messenger RNA of Anneissia japonica, 4069 nucleotides long. RefSeq lists its product as uncharacterized. Gene Ontology annotation, cellular component: cytosol. The record is from RefSeq and is a predicted model, not a curated record. Bases 218 to 3727 code for a protein of 1169 amino acids. Lineage: Eukaryota; Metazoa; Echinodermata; Crinoidea; Comatulida; Comatulidae. Gene Ontology annotation, molecular function: protein kinase A regulatory subunit binding. The transcript is spliced from 9 exons.
CCUGGUUUUCUGUGGGAAGCUCAGCUGACUGUAUUUGGGUGGAAGGUCUGAUGGAAGUUGGAGUGAUGCCAAUGUAACGUAAACAAAACGUCCUGCAGUCAUCCACUGUGCCACAGCAGUCCAUGUUCAAGUCUGCCAUACAGGCCAGGUGAUUCAGCCUCCAUUUAUAACCUGCCAUCUUUUUUUCCCCUUUUAGUUUUUCCAUCAUCAAUUUCUUAUGCCUAGAAAUUAUAACAAUUACUAUGGCAACUACUACAAUGGGCGCCAGCAGCAACAGCGACGAAACUGGAGAGGGCGUUAUAAUGAUGGCGACUUGGAGUGGGACAAUUAUGAUCUGGGGAGCGGAGGACAGCGCAACCUAAAAGACAGGCGUUACUAUAAUCGUAAUAAUCAGAAUAAUUUCCACCGUUACUCCAAUUUUCCGUCAACGGCGGACUCUGAAUUAGAGUGGGAUGACUACGACCUCCGACAGAAGCAAGAGGAGUGCUUGGAAGGGCUGGAAUCAAUAUUACCCUUGCUUAAUGAAUUGAAUCGAGCUCCCAGCUUUCAAGGACACUUCAACUCUAGAGGACGCUAUAACACUAGAUCGCAAUCUUAUGGACGUUAUCAGGAUGAUAUACGAAUGCGUCGUUUCAAAAUCAAUCAAGAUUUUUUUGUCUUAAGCGGAUACAACUCAAGUCUUUCAUAUAACUUGGACACAAAUUACAACCGAGGAAGUCGCCAUAUUAAUAAUAGAAGGAAUGGUUAUGAUCGAAGUAAUAGCUAUGACAGAUAUGGACGUAAGAAAGAUGGCCGUCCAGAUCAGCAAUUUUACAAUGCGCGUGAACGAAUAAGCCGUCCUUCAAAUUUGCCAAUUGAUGAUUGGCUGAUGAGCAAUACGUUUAGUUUGAUGCAAAACAAGAGGCGUUUAACGGACGUCAAUUUGUACACGAUAUCGCCGCAGGAUUUAGAACCAUUGGAUUCUUCUCAAAAUGGAUCUUUGGCGGAUCUGAGUGACUUGAGUUUAUGUAAGUGUGGCAUUGGGAAUAACGCUUUUAAUGACUAUCAAACCACGCAAAUUCACGCUAGAAAUAGAUUGUGCGACCACUACAGUCCGUAUACUCGGUCACCGGAGAAUUACGGCUGUGAAUGCUUUCAGCUUUGUAAUAACCUUAAUUCAAAUCAUCAAAUUUGCGAAGAAUGCCAAGAUAGGUAUAAUCUUAUAAGAAAUAAUCCCCAUAGCAUUGCGUAUCUUCAACAUAUUCAGCAAUACAGUCUGUACUGGGAAAAAGAUACAGACAGCGACAACUGCAAAAUGUUUAAAUUCAACAAACGGCGCAAGAAAGAGGGGCUUGAAAAGCUGUCAUCCGAGCUAUUCGGGCCGCGGCCAAGCAAUAGGCACAAGGGUGGUAGUUGUAGUAGUAGUGUUAGUAGAGAUUCAUAUGAUGAUGAUGAAGACUUUAAUAACAAAUCUUGUUGUACUUGUGUGGAGUUAGAUCCCAAUUUACAUACCGUUGAGUUUCAUUCUAACACGUCUCACAAAACGCUCUGUCACCACUGCUACGGGAAUGAGGAUAACAGGGUUCAAGUAGAUCUAGAACUAACCAACAACUUUCAUAAGGGAGACUCUGGGAGUCCAGAUGGCAUGGGUGCUUCCAUUGGUGACGGCAAUAAUCUGGUUAUGGGUUCUUCCGGUGACUCAGCUCUCUCAACUUCUGUGUCAGAGGCGGUCUGCAGAUGCCUACGUCAACGACCGGAAUCAUUUUAUUCAACAUGUACCAUCUCAGGUAGAACUCAUCACUCACCUUGCAUGCUUGCUUAUAACUCUCACGCUAAUAUUGCUAAGAACACUGGCAUUUCUACUUCUACAUCUUCAAACAUUAAUAAAGGUGAAGGGUCAUUUCAUUUAUCCCACAAUUCUGAUAUUAGACUUUCAAAUUCAAAGCUUGAUUCAACUAAUGCAUCUGUAUUUACUAUUAGAACCCCUGAUGGAUCUAAUCCAGAUUCUAAACUUGAUUCAACCAAAGGGAAUACAUCUCCGUGUACUAGUGGAACACCCGAUGGAUCCAAUGAACAAUCUGCUGUUUGUGAGAACAAAGUAGCCAUCACAAGUAUGGACACUUGCUCAGUUAACCCUAAACUUAAGCCUGAUGUGAAAAAAACUGAUACAACCAUAACACAGUCAACUUCAUUGCCGAGUGAUUGCCUUUUAACCAAUGAGCAAUCCUUAAACAAUAAAGUUGUCCAGUUACAGGUUAACAAAGAGUUUAAUGACCAGUCUAACGAUCAUAAUGUAUUGGAUGCUACUAACAGACAAGAUGUCUAUCCAGUAACCCACGAUUUUAUACCACUAACCAAUAUUAUUGGAACCCACUCAACUAAACUUGAUUGCAUUGAGCAUGCUCACAAAACUGACCAAUGGGACACUAGCAUGGAUUGUACAGUUGCUCCUGACUCAUCCAUCCUACCAUGUAAUCUGCACGCACCCUCUGAAGACCAGUCUACUGAGACUGGGAUUCAAGAGACAGAAAUUUUAGGGCCUAGCUUCUUUUCAGAUGACGACCUUGGACUGGAUUUUAAGCAGGAUGGGGAGGAUUUUUCGGUUGGUAGAAGUGCUGAUGGUGACGAUGACACGUUAAGCCUGGCUAGCGUUGCAAGCUUGGCUGAUGAUAAUAAAGAUGGGUCAGGAAAAAAGGCAAAGGCAAAGAAAGCAAAGAAAAGGAAGCGAAAAGGUGGAGAAAAAGGAGAGGAAGCAACAGAGAAUGAUGAUGACAAUGCUGGAAAUAAAAAUAAGAAAGUUGCACCAAACUACUUUGUUGCAAUACAGGUUUCAAACCCUAAGAUUCAACGAUCUUUACGGCAAGUGCAGAAUCAUGUCCUCAAUGUUGAUGAGAAACUAAAAGAUGCCAUGAUACCGAUACCCACAAUGCAUCUCACCAUAAUGGUAAUGCAUCUUGCCAAUGAGGAGGAAAUUGAAAAAGCUAAGAAAGCAUUAGCAGCCUCUCAUAAGGAAUUGUCUGUCAAGUUCGGAGAAGAAAAGUUACUCAUUCACUUCCAAGGCUUAAGUCACUUCAACAAUCAAGUCAUGUUUGCCCGCAUCUUGGACGACAACAACACGAUUGAGGUCUUGUACCAAAUUGCAGAAACUGUUGAAAGGUGUUUCAAGGAGCAUGGAAUCUCAUCGACAGGUGAGAGAGGCUUCAAGCCUCACCUGACCGUCAUGAAACUGUCACGUGCACCCAGCCUUCGCAAGAAAGGUGUACGGCGCAUCAAAUCUGAAGUAUAUAAAGAGCAUAGUAAUAAGUAUUUUGGAGGUCAGGUUAUGAGAGGUCUUCAGCUGUGCUCCAUCACAAAACCAAAGACAGGGGAUGGAUACUAUGCUAGGCUUCAAGAAUUCUACUUUGGAUCUUAUGGUGAACUAGAAGAAGAGGAUGAUGGGAUAGACUUGAUUGGAGACCCAGUUAUUGAAUCAGCCAAUAGCAGUCAAGCUUUAGAACCGCUAAAUGAACUUAUUAGUGACCUUAAAGAACAGAAGACAAACACAAUAACAAAGGUCACAGAAUCAGUCAAAAAAGCCCUUGAAACGUCUGGUAAAGAGGAGGACAGCACGAGUGAAAUAGUCUCUGAAUCCAGUCUUGACAGAACAGCUGAUCUCACAACCAGCUGCGAUGACAUGACCAGCGAGGAACCACAACAGCACAGGCUUGAUACAGAAAUUGACAGUCCCUCAACCAAAAACGUAACUUAACCACUGACCCCCAAAUAUGCAUGAUGUGGACGUGCUUGCAGAUAUUUUCAAAAAACAACUCAAAUGAAAACCGAGGGUUGCACGUGAUCAGCUUCGAAGCUGGAAGGAAAAUGCCCUCGUUAAAUAUGAUGUGAAACACAUAAUGUGAUCACUUAAUUUAUAUUGUAAACGUUUAAGACUAACCUGGUUCACACUAUAGGGAUUUAGACUUAUUGACGCAAGCACAAAAAACACACUACACCAAGUGGCAUUUGUGUUUUCCUCAAUGCAUCUAACUUGUUCUAAUCUCAACAAGCCUCACUUAAAAAGGAUACCUUAAUGUGUGCAUACUUUUUUGCUUCA